Messenger RNA from Podarcis lilfordi (Lilford's wall lizard), 17562 nucleotides. The record is from the annotation of a GenBank genome assembly. Lineage: Eukaryota; Metazoa; Chordata; Lepidosauria; Squamata; Lacertidae.
CCCCAGCACCGGAAGAGAACCCGGCAAGCAUUCCAAAGCGGUUGAGUUUCCGGGCCUGUCAAGAUGGCGGCGACCGGCGACGGCGAGGAGCAGGAGGAGUUGGCGGCGGAUUGGUAAGGGAGCGGUUCGGCCUUCUGUGUCCUCCUUUCUCUCUAAGCUGAAGGCAGAUGAGCAAAUGGCUGGCAUACCCCCCCCCCUCCUCCUCUGUUUUCUGUAGCCCAGGCCAUCUCAUCACGAAGGAAUUUUUUUGUUUCUUCGUUCGUCUUGUUCUUAUCUAAUGUUCGACAUGUACGAUGUGGUUCGUCAUCUUCCUGGGUCUCGUCACAACAGGGAGUGAGCUAGCACACGGUCCCCCCGCCCCCCGCGCGCUAUUUCUGAGGGUAGGGGGCUGAGAGAGAAAGGCAGCGCCCAGUAGCCGAACAAGCAGCGAUAUGAAUCUUAUAUCCAAGCCAAGUGCAAAAUCCACUCCCUGGGCCAAUCCUGUUCCUCCUCGCCCUUUGGUCUUCUAGCAGGGUUCGGUUUUUUUUUUUGGUUUUUUUUAUAAACUCCUUAUGAAAAACUGUAGAUAGAGAAAUAAAUACCUUCUCUUUACCGCACAGUUACCUGGCUAGAAGCAUAUGCCAACUGAGAUCUCUUCUCAGUCAGCUGCUGUUAUGCCACUGGUUCCUUAUGGAUAUUAUGAAAAAAUACUCCAUGCAACAAUCUCACUCUCGGUUAGUAUUACAGCUGUGUUUCUGCCCUUUGCAGUAUGGAGCUGUGUCAUUUUUCAGCCACAGAAUCAAAACAGAAAGAGAAUGACAGCCUUUCUCAAGCAUGGUAAACUACCCACUGUUGUGGGAAUUGUGUGUAAGGUAAAAUUCUGAGAAGUAGCAAGAGAGAAAUGUUUUUGUGGUUUUCAUUAUCACUGGCAGCAGCAAAGGUCUGCUAGUUUAGACUUUGUGCCCCUUCACAAGUGCCUAGCCUCUUAAGCGUUUUAGUGGCAUUUUUAAAAUUCAGGUUAUUAUGUUGGAUUGCCACAAGAUGUCAGCAUUUACAAAUGGGUUACAUGACCCCCAAAACCUAAGUUAAUGUAGGAGUCUAAUGUGGUGUGUGCGUUAUUUGUUCUUCUUGAACACGGAUUUGCCUGCCAUGGUGAUACUCUAAAGCAGUUUUGCCCUGGUGGGCUAGAUCUUUAUCUCUCCCACCCUAAUGGGCCAAUUUUGAGAAGUGUGUGGGACCACCUACCUGUCAAUCAUUUGGUGACAUAUUGAUAUCAGGUGAUUGACAGAUGGAUUGUUCCAACCUACUGUCAUUGUUGGCCCUGGGGGAGAAUUGAACUCCAUUUGCAUCAGCUGAUGCAAGAGAACUCUCUAUCUGUUUCUGUCCUGCUCUGUACAUACUGGGAAGUGCCAGUCCAGUCCCAGCAGGAAGAGGCUGAUGUGCUUGAUCUGAGCUGAAUUGAACUUCCUGAGCAUCAGCUAAUGCAUAGGAGUUCAAUCCUGAUUUCUAUCUGCCCCACGCAUAACAUCAUACAUGAUGGACAGGAGAAACCUGAGGAAAUUAGCCUUAUAUAUCAUAUGAUUUAUUUUUUUUCUUACUCAGGACUCUGCCUUCAGAAGUGGAAGUCUUAGAGUCCAUCUACUUGGAUGAGCUACAUGUGUCUAAAGGAAACGGAAGGUAAUUGCAACCCUAACCCUAACCCUUUGCUGGUUUUUUGUUUUAAAGUAUUGGUCACUCCUGUGAUCUUGCAUAUGUCAUUGUGGAACUUGAUUCCUGGUUUAGAAGACUGUACCCUGUUUUUGGAUUAGACUACAGUGUCCUGCACAAACUUGGAAUGAAUUGCAACCCCUGAUUCAUGUUUGUUAAUUUCUCAAAAUAUUAGUCACUUCUUUUUUCCCCUCCUUGUAUUUGAUACUACCAUUCUGAAAUAGUUAUCUUUGUAAGAAUAUGGGGUGGGGAGAAUGGAAGGUCUGCAUUAUGCCUGCUUCAAUCUUCUUUCAGCCUGAGAAAGGAAGGAAUAACAACCCACCUGCAUUAUCUCUCCUGUUCCAUCUUCCUUUCAUUUGACACCAGACCCUCACUUGAGCCUUUCUUCAACCCUAGGUCUGUGCCGUGGGAAAUAUCUAUCACCCUUCAUCCAGCAACUGCAGAGGACCAGGAGUCUCAGUACGUCUGCUUAACCUUGGUGCUAUCCGUGCCUCUUCAGGUAAAGCCUUGUAUGACCUGAGUGACUGUUUUGCUAUAUAGCACUUUAGCAUGGCUGUACUACUCAUUUUGACUUGGCUUUGUUUCUUAUUAGUAUCCAAAUGAAGUGCCAAAGAUAGCCAUCCAGAAUCCUCGAGGGCUGUCAGAUGAGCAAAUCCAAAAGUAAGUGUAUUAUGCAAACUCUUUCCAGUUCAGUGCAAGAAGUAAGGUUUUCUUUGUUUCAGUCUGUCACACUUUUAAUGGAAAGUGUGGGGAGGUGGGAGCUUCUUUAUAUUGUGUUCCACCUGCCCAAUGAUCUUAUGUGGAAUAUGUAUUAUGCAGCUGUUCUCAUAAUUUAGAGCUGUGCUGUGUAGGCUGUUGCUAUGUUACUAACAUUGGGAGCAUGGGGAAUGAGGUUACAAACAAGACUGGAAGUUCUAAUCAUGUAUGCAACAUGUUUGGGUACAUAUAAAUUAAUUAUGGUGUUUGUGUGUAAAAUUGGCAUUGGGAGAAUACAUGUUAAAGGAGAUCUUUCCCUUAAAAGUUAUUGAUAGGUGGACAAAAUUAAGAGAUUAGAGGCAACGCAUCUUGGUACAUUACUGUAUCAGAAAUGCAGCAUCUUCAUCCAAAACAAAGUCCCAGCUUCUGUGGCUCUUUACACGUGGCUUACUAGAACCUGCUUUCCCUUCCCCUAGAAGGGCUUCAAGCUGCUUUUUCAAUUUCAGUCUGGUACCACUUCCUUCUAAUUUGUACUGAAGUAGCUACUGUGUCAGAUGAGAUACUGGGUGAGAGGCUGGCGCCCAUCCUGUGUUGGUGUUGAGAUUACUAUUGCAAGUGGCUGAUUCAGCCACUCCAGUUCUUGCCACCUCACUUCCCUGGACAUCUAUUCUAGCCUUUCUCCUUACCCUGCCCCCUUUUUUGCCUCCAUUUUAGGAUUUCCCAGACACUACAAUGUACUGCUGAGGCCCAGCUGGGUACAGCUAUGUUAUAUGAGCUAAUAGAGGUAAGAGAACAGAAAGGGGAGGCAGGCUGUCCAGACCUAUGGCUUGGGCUGUUGCGCCUUUAUUGUGUGAAAUGACAAACUGACCCUCUCUGUCUUCACAGAAGGGAAAGGAAAUUCUUACAGACAACAACAUCCCUCAUGGGCAGUGUGUGAUUUGCCUGUAUGGUUUUCAGGUAAGGGCAUGCUGGAUUGGCAUAUUGUUUUCAUUUGUGGGGAGCCAUAGGGAAUAAAAGCACUAAUAUAUGGAAGAAUGAGGUGAAGCUGGGACUCACUCAAAAAGGAAGGAAGAGGGAAUGGGAACUUGUUGGGAUGUCUCUAGAUCCCUCCCUAGUGCUGUGUUGCAUUCUGUUCUGCAAAAGUGUGUGCAUGUGUCCCCACAGUGGGAAGGGGAGUAACAGUGGGAAUGGGGUGCAAAAAGCCCCUGUUAAUGUGAUUGUUUGAAUCUGAGCCAGCAUCCACAUAUAUUACAUAUGAAUUGAAUUGAAAUUGGAUUGAAUGGGAAUUAUUAUUUCAAUGUAUGCUGAAAACACACAGUGUAGCUGAUUUAUAUUAAUAGGAAUCUGUGCCUUCCCCUGUGCAGGAAAAUGAAGCUUUCACUAAGACACCAUGCUACCACUACUUUCACUCACGUUGCCUUGCCAGUUAUACAGAGCAUAUGGAGGAAGAAAUCCGUGCAGAGAGGAAAGAAAGAGUACAGCUUUUGGCACCUCCUCCCAAAGAGGUAAUAGCUCCUUGCGUGCACCCCACAGCUGCUUCUAGAACUUCACCAACUUUUUCCUCCAGGAAUGGCUUCUGAAUCUGGAUCAGUAUUUCCAGUUCAUUUUGGUUAUUAGUUACGGCAUUGAGAGCUGUGGACAAGAUUUUCCCAGAUAGAUGUUGAAAUGGUUUUCCAUGGUUCAGUGCUGUGCAUACUUUCGCAUUUGCAAGUUAUUUUGUCUACAGAGAACAAAAUGUUAAGUGAUGUGUAAAGUCUGGGAAUCUAGUUAAAGACCAGAGGAGAUGGUCAACAUAUCUUCCUUUGCUUCAAAUACUAAAGAACUGGGGUUCUGUAGAUAAAGGCAAUCUUCACAGCUGCAGUACAAGUGACCAAAAAGUAUACUCACAUUAUAUCUUCUUGAACACCUGUAUUGGUGUGUUUCCUGGUGGAAAAGAUUGUGAAUGGACUUCAACAUACACAAAAAAGUUUUGCCAAGAAACAAAAGUUAUCUUCCUCCACUCCCAAACAGUAGAAUAGUUCUGAGGGCAGGGUUGCUAGUGGUGAACCUUCACUCAGAUAAUUUUUGCACUAGCUUUGAUGCAAGUUGUGAUUGCAUUAGGAAGGCCCAGUAGCGGGCCAAUUGGUGCCAAAGAAGGAUAGAGUUUUUUUCAUGUAUGCUACAACAGCAGCAAGAAUACUCAUCGCAAAGCACUGGAAGACACAAGACCUACCUACCAGGGAAGAAUGGCAGAUGAAGCUGAUGGACUAUAUGGAAUUGGUGGAAAUGACUGGUAGAAUCCGAGACCAGGGAGAAGAGUCGGUGGAAGAAGAUUGGAAAAAAUUCAAAGCUUAUUUACAGAAAUAUUCUAAAAUUAAUGAAAGUUAGAAAGAUGCUGGAAAGAAGUUAUAUGACUUUAGUAGAAAUAUAAAGAAUUAAGUAUGAAUAGAUUGACAUUGGGUAAAGAUGUAAAUUUAAGUUUAAAAUUUCGUUAAAUUAAAUUAUGGAACUAAAUUUGUGAAAGAGGGAAAGGACUUGCUAGAAUAUUUAAUUGAACUAGAAUACAAAAAAGGAGGUGUGAGGAAGUCGAGGAAAUAAGCUAAUGAAAGAUAAGGAUAUGAAAAUAUGGGGUUCUUUUGUAUGUUUGUUUGUUCUCUUUUGGGUUCCUUUUUUAAAUGCUUUUCUUUUCUUUUCUUCUUUUUGUAUUGUUGAUGUUUUGUAUUGCUGUAUUUGAUUUUGUUUUUGAGGCUUUGCAACUGUUUAUGGUUUAUAUUUUCUUUUGUUUUUCUUUUCUUUUUUGUAAUGUUUAAACUUUAAUAAAUAUUUUAUUAAAAAAAAAAAAAGGAAGGCCCAGUAACAUCUUAUAAAAGAGAACGCUUUACUGAUGGAUGUUUAUAGAAUGGAAUUAACUAAAUUCCCAGGAGGCUUGGAUGAUGAGCUCAGAAUCCAGGCUGCCCCAUGACCCUUGUAGUCAAACUGCACAGCACUCUUCUGCCGAUAACACUGUUGUUGAGUGCUAGAGCUCCCCAGGAUGAGUAGCAGUUUAUCAGGAAAAUACUACUCUCUUAAGACACACUGGCGGAGUAUGAGAACAGUAGCUGUAUAUCCCAUGACUAGGUCUAACCAAGGCUGAAUUUUGUUGUUAUUACCUUCUGUACAGGAAUUUGAAGUGCAGUGCCCUGUGUGCAGGGAGCCUCUGGUUUAUGAUCUUGCAACAUUGCAAGCAGCACCACCUCCACAGCAGCCAAUGGUAAGGAAACUUUAAAAACAGACCUUUCACAUGGACUUGCUGCUUUUUAAAAGAUGCACCAGGCAGGCACCCUCUUGCUUCACUAAUCUCUCUCACUUAUUGGAUCUGUUGGGCAACCCCAUUUCUCCAAAUGAGCUCUGUUAAGUGUUAUUUCCAAAUAAUCAUAUACCUGGUGCUCUGUAUGCCUGCAGGUGGCUAUGAGUUCUAACAUUCUUGUCAAUUUUUACUUCUACACCAGGGAGAGGAAAUUAUUUUCAGCCAGGGAGCUGUCUUCCUUUCUAUUCAACCUUCCAGGGGCCACAUAGGAAUUUUAUUGUUUGUAUAGCAGGCUAGUUUCACACCCCUUCUUCAUUUAGGCAAAAAGUAUUAACAGAGUGAAACAACAGAUAUAUUCAACCCGUGUCUUUUCUUCCCUGUUACACAAUAGGUAGUACAUUUAGUUGUGUUUAAAAAUACCAGCUUAGGUUCUAACUAAGAAUCCUCUGGGAGGAGCAUGCUGUGAGUGGAGUUUUACUAAUGAGAUGCUCUUGCCUGUGUAAGGAGGUGGGAGGCUGCAUUUUCCCCCCAGUCUUUCUCUCUGCCUGCCCCCCGGCAGCCCCUUUGCCCAUCAGAUCUGGAGGGUUGAGAGACCCAGAAGGCUCUGUUUGGGCCAGCCAUCUAAUUACAUGCCUCUCUUUCCUCAGGAGGUGUACCAACCUGACACACAGACACUGCAGCACAGAGAACAACUGCGCCUGAUCUAUCAGAAGCAGCAGGAGAAAGGAGGCAUCAUUGACCCUGAAGCAGAAAGAAAUCGCUACUUCAUCAGCCUGCAAAAGGUUAGCACAGGCAGCAGGAGUACAAAGAGGAUAACGGUCAUAGGGAAAGAAUGAAACAAUGGAGGUAGCAAUUUUUACUUGCUGAGACAUCUUGUCUUGUAGCACAAGAGAGAGCUUUGAUAUUUGCAUCCUAGUGCUGAUGACUUUUGUUGCUGGCAAUUUUGCAAGUUACUAUAGGGAAAGAUUUAAGCAGCAAAGCCUGGGGAAGACAGAUGGGGUGACAUCAAUAUAUUAAUUCCUGUGGGAUCUUUGCCACUCAGACUGAGAAUCAAGCCUGCUGUGUUUAUGCAUUUUCUGCCCUUCAUUUUGGUUUCUAUCCUUUUUAGCCCCCAGAUACCACUGAACAUGAACAAGUAGCCAUCUCAGAAAAUGUUCUGGAUACUGACAAGGAACUGAGGCCAUCAGCAGGCUCAGAACAUACCCAAGAAACUGCAGAGGCUGCUGUUCCAGUGAGGAAUGAACCUGAAAAACCAGAGAGACCUUCUGUCCCUUUGCAUUUCCAUAGCAAGAGAGAGAGGACUCGAGAGGAGAAACCAUCUAUACAAGGCCCUGGCUGGCAGCUGCGCUACAAGUCACUGGAGACACCAGCAGAAACUCAUUGUCUUCUCACUGUUGAGGGAAAAUCCAGAACCUUCAGUAGAAGACCCAACUGGAGAAAGGAGAGGGGACAGCGAAGCUGUGGGAGGUACAAUCAAGACUUCUCAAAAUCUUGCAGCAGAGACCAAGUGUCUUCACUGGUGGAGAAAAAAGAGCUGCGCACCAGAGGAAUCUCACCAACCAAAGAGGGAAUGUAUUUGAGAGAGGAGAAAAAUGUCGUGGGGAAAUGGACGCAGGAGCAGAAAAGUCAAGCCCAUGACAGCGAGGAAGUAAACUUGGAGGUUAGCCAUAAUGAGCUCAGGGGGUCGGCCAAGUGGCAGGGUCGCCGUGGGAUGCAGGAUUGUAGGCAGUGGGAAAAGACCAAGGGCAGAGAACAUGGAUCUUAUAUUAAAGUGCCAAGAGGCCGAGGACGCACCACAUUGAACUCAAGGAGAGAGCUGCAGAGCCAAGAGACUGAGGAUGGCUCCUAGCAGGCAGGAGUUGAGGCUUGAGGGGCUUUUUCUAGGGGUGAACACUGGUGAUUUUGUUGUGCUGUCAACCAUUGGCCUGGAUUGUAAGGAAAAGCAGAUCUGUCUUGAAAUUCUCCUCUUGGCCAUGGGCGGUUUAUGUCUUGCAGAGUAGGGGUAUAUUGUCCUCAGAGAUCAGAAUUACUGUCUGUGGACUGUAGUAAAUAACUGAAUAAUAAAUGGUAGCCAGAUGCUAUUGCCCAUGGGUAAACUGUAGGAUCUUACAGUGAAUCAGCGCUGUGUAGAGGACUGUUUGAAGCUGAAUCACUGAACUAAAAGCCAAGUUUGAAAAAUAACUAUUAAGUAACCCUGUUCUAAAAUAGGUGCUAAAAAUAGAAGGACCAUAAGGGAGUACAGGUCUCCUUGUUUACUGUCCAGAACUAUGGAGAGGACUUGCCAUUAAUAGUGUCACUAUUUUUAGACAUGCCUUAUUGAUGGUAUUGGCAUAUGUGAAAAGAGUGGACUUGAAUCAACAUUGACUUGGCGGCUGUUGACCACAGAGGGUUCUUUAAGCCCCCCAACUGUGGCUAGACUGAAUGUUGGAGUCUCCCACUGCCUCAUUGUAAUUGGCUAAUGUUCAGUAGUGAUUGACCUUGAACUGCAAACAUCAAACAUGCCUAUUCUAAAGGGCCUUUAAAUUAUAAGAAGUCCAACUCCUUACUCACCCAGUAGUUGGAUUUGAAGCAACAAAGGCUUCAGCUCCAGGUACACCAAGGCUCUUGUCUUUGCCUGUUUUCACAAAUGUGAUAUCCUGCAAUGGUUUACUAACUGUAAUCCUGUCCAGAGUUCACGUGACUUAUGUUUUGGGUCUUAUCAUCUUUGAUUCGAGCCAAAUUUGGUUUCGUUGGGGUGAGAAGUCUCUCAUGCUCAAAUGGCUUUCCCCUCCUAACCUUAUGGCUUUGUGUAUGUGCAUUCACCCACACACCAUUCAAGAACAGCUCUACUCUCCAUUUGGGAGGGUAAUACCAAUGUACCUACCUAUUUUUAGGCUACACAGUCCCUGUCAUCUCCCUCAGCAAAAUGCAGCCUUGUCUUCAUGGGUAUUUCUGCUCAGAGGAGGAAUCUCUAGCAAUAUGGAGUACAUGUGGCCACUAUGCAGACAUUUCAAACAGACUUUCCUCCACUUGUAUUUCUAUUUUGUCACAUAUUUAUGGCCUUCCUCCCCCCACAACAAAUUUUACCCUAGGCUGUGUGAAAGUUCCCAAGCUGCUUAAAUUCCUUAUAUGUCUGCAAAAUGUCCCCCCCCCACCCCUCCCCAAGUGAAGCUUUGCCAGACUUCAUAAUUUUCCUUUUCUGCUUAGCCACAGUAACAUUGUAGAUGUGUGACAACUUUACAGAGCACAGUGGCCAAAAUGACCUUACAAUAGAAGUGUGACUGAUUUUAAACCAGUUCAUGCUAGAGGCUAAAGGAUGUCAUUACUUAUUUGCAUGCAUGCACAUAUACCAGUUUGAGCAGUUCUGCCUAUUAAAAGGAUUGAUGUGAGAUUGAUUUACCUCCCUGCACUGUGGUGAGGUGGAAUUUGUGGUGAUGUGAUGCAAAACAGGAGUAUUAAAAGCAAUUUGAGUAAACCAAUCUAUGAUUCUCUUUCGUGGAUAAGGAACAUAGCUGCUGUGCUGCAUGUGAUGAGACCAUUCAACAUUAGAAACCAUCUAAAAAGAGGCAGGGAGGUAAUAACCUAUGACCCAAGUAGUUUAGCUAAAAUGAGGAACCUUUUGAUUAUAAAUUAAAAACAAUCGGGUUCUAAUCUUUCUGUUGGAUUCACAUUUUCUUUUUCUUUUCUUUUUUUUUGUAAACUAUUCUUCUAAGGAGAAAGGCUGCUUCAUUUUGCACCACUUGAAACUUCUGAACAAUAAUGAAUGGUAGCCUACAUAGAAUAUAAAACAUGGGUAACACAGUAUCUAGAUCCUGAUUGGCUUUUCUGGACAGGGUUAUAAUACCGACAUAGGUCCAGGUCCAGGAAUACCUAAAAGCUAUACAUCUUAGGGACUUGGGUCAUAAAAACUGACCCAAAGGGGCUAAUUGGUGAGCAAAGUGCAUAUAGCUCCUGUAGUGUGCAUUAGGUAAAAAAAGAAAGAGAAGGUAAGAGCUGGAUGACAAGCUACUUUAUUAGAGUACACAAACUGUUCAUUUGAUCUUGGAUGGAUUAUUUCAGAUUACCUGUUAAACUGAGCAGUCUUCCUGAUUUGCUUGAACCAAACAUAUGCAGAUAUACAAUGUCUGACUCUGCCCUACUGAGCAGCCAUCUUGAUCUGAAGGGAGGUUAUACAAUGAUGAACACUCAUCCUGAUGUAUGGAGGUUAUAUGUAUUUCCAUCGUUUAUACCACACUUUUUCAUGCAUUUCCCAAAUUGCAAAAAGUCUGGUUUUUAAAAGUGGAUUUUGUUGCAGCAAAGCACUUAUUCUACUUAAUUGUAUAGACUUAUUUUUCUGAUAUGCAACUGAAUCCCUUCAAAAUGUGUAAUGGGAGGGUGCCAUGUGAGAGGUAUGGUAGAAGAGAGAGAUGAACGUGCUCAAAACUGGAACAGGAGCCAAGCAAAAGACAAGUAGGAAGGGAUGAGGCUGGGAAAUAAAGGGACAAGAGGAGCAAUGGAGUGAGGGUACCAUGUUGUGGGACUGAAGGUGAACAAAAUACUGUUUGCCCCAUUUGCUCUCUAGGACUGCUGAGAUCCUUAAAAAAUAGCCAUCACUAUUAACAAGUGUUUGAUUAUAGGGCAUACACAGCGUACUCAUGGAGGAAACAGCUCCUUUUUUUUCAUUCUGACAUCCUUGGUGAAUGGCUGUGCCUUCUUUGAGUAGGUCUCAAGGCUACUGGAUCUGUGCUGUUGAUCACAUCCUCUGCUUGACACUUUCCCCUUCUAUUGUUUUGCUGUCUCCUGAUAGUUCUGCCUUCCUUUUUACCAACUGCUCUCGAUCCUUUGAGGACUCUCGCCCUCAUUUCAUAAACCCACCCUAUUUUCUUCCAUCAUGUCCACAUCCAGCAAUUUCUUUUAUAAAAUCUCUGAAGUGCAGGAUCUGUUUCUUCCUGAACUUUCCUAGUCUUUCCCAUGCUUUCGCCUAUUUGUCUGUGAUAUAUUAGAGUUACUGUCCCACCCACAUGCAUACAAUAAGUUGAUGACUGGGUUAAAACUAAUACCUCAAGUAUCUUCUCUCUCCACCCCCACCCCCCAAUGUAUGAAAGAACAAUUCCCCCUUCCAUGUUUUGCUGUUGUAACAUUGGCAAGAAGAGCAAGUGCUGUUUCACACCUGGGUGUUGCUAUAAAUAGAAGUGGAACCAUCCGCCUCAGUGGCACUGACAGUACGUCCUAACCCAGCUUGCAUGGAGAACCUCAUUGUAACCAUUAAUUCAGAUCAAACAGACUUGGGAAUUGUUAGAGAUCUGGCAGUUAUGUUCACAGUAUACAUAGCUUACUGCAAGGGUCCUUCUCUAUUUAAUAUUAAUGUUGCACACACACACACAUAUUUGUUGUUUGUUGUUGUUUAGUCGUCUCCGACUCUUCAUGACCCCAUGGACCAGAGCACGCCAGGCACUCCUGUCUUCCACUGCCUCCCACAGUUUGGUCAACUCAUGCUGGUAGCUUCGAGAAUACCGUCCAACCAUCUCGUCCUCUGUCGUCCCCUUCUCCUUGUGCCCUCACUCUUUCCCAACAUCAGAGGCUUUUCCAGGGAGUCUUUUCUUUUCAUGAGGUGGCCAAAGUAUUGGAGCCUCAGCUUCCGGAUCUGUCCUUCCAGUGAGCACUCAAGGCUGAUUUCCUUCAGAAUGGAUAGGUUUGAUCUUCUUGCAGUCCAUGGGACUCUCAAGAGUCUCCUCCAGCACCAUAAUUCAAAAGCAUCAAUUCUUCAGCGAUCAGCCUUCUUUAUAGUCCAGCUCUGACUUCCAUCCAUCACUACUGGGAAAACCAUAGCUUUAACUAUACGGACCUUUGUUGGUAAGGUGAUGUCUCUGCUUUUUAAGAUGCUGUCUAGGUUUGUCAUCACUUUUCUCCCAAGAAUCAGGCGUCUUUUAAUGAUCAUCUGCAGUGAUCAUGGAGCCCAAGAAAGUAAAAUCUCUCACUGCCUCCAUCUUUCUUCCCCUUCUAUUUGCCAGGAGGUGAUGGGACCAGUGGCCAUGAUCUUAGUUUCUUAAUGUGUGUGUGUGUGUUUAAUUUUUAUUUGAUUUUACGAUACAAAAUUAUAAAAAAGAUUUAAAUAUAUAACCAUAUACAGAGAUUCUUCCAAAUCUCAGGACUUCCCUCCACCCCUUCCCUGGAGUCCCAUUUUAAACAUUUAAAACUGCGUCUUCUGCCAUACUCUUAUUAUAUCAACCUAUAUUUUCCAUGAUAAUUGUACACUACAAGUGUAAUCAAAAUCCUGCCCUUAAUGCUGCAUAUAUACUUGGGAGUGGGACUUCUCAGAAAACAUGCAGGGGGUUAUGCUGCAUGUGUGGCUGUUAAUUCAGCAAGAGCAAAGGGGCUCUUGUAUCCCUAUAAAUAUAUCUCUUAACAGUCUGCAGUCACUUGGGAAUCUGGUCAAGUGCUAAGGUGUGUACCUUACCAUACGGUGCCUACAUACGACUGCUUUUCCAUGUGAUUACAGGCACCAUAUGGUCAGCCUUAAAGUAGCCACCAUGUAGUUCCUGGUAGUCUGAAUCCAUUCAAGAGAAAGAUCUCUGUUGUUAAGGCUCCUCCCGAUGUCCUUUUUAUUCCACGUUCAUGAUGAUUUCUGCUCAUGAUGCUAUCGAAGUGAUCAUGUGUAACUUUUCAUACCACAAAUGUGUUUGGGGCUGGGGCCGAGAAAGGCAUUGCCCCACUUUUAUUGCACUGUAGCUCCUCCAGACAGCAAUAAUAAGGUAGCAUUGGGAAGCAUCACAGAACAACUGAUAAGCAGAGUAAAUAAUUCCCCACCAAUGCACUAUUAUUGUGGCAUGAACAUAUUGAACACAUUACUGAAUACAACUACAAUAAAACACCAGUCUGGAGGAGGGACCUUUGGCAAAAGCAUCAUCAUUUGAAAAAAGACAUACUUUCCAAUUUAUAUUACAUAUCAUGCAUGUAAUAUUAUUGAAUUAAACAAAUAAGUCACAACCAGAUAAAUGCAUAAAAUCUUUUCUUGUAUAUCUAGCAUCACGACAGAAAUCUAAUCCAAGUUUCUUAUCCCUGUUUAAAAAUAGGAUAAUAACUGGCAUUUGAACUUCAUUUUUUUCCAGUUUAAGGAGGCAGGAGAGAUUUAGCGUGGGGUGCCCAACUAUAGCACACACAGCCAUCAGCUUUAGUCAUUUAUUUGUUCAAUCCUAAUUGCACACAGAGGAGGUAUUCAUUUGCAAGCAAGAUCAAAGAUACAUAUGCAAGCAAGAUGACAGAUGAUAAAAUUUUGUCCCAUCCCUGAGGCCAUUCAAAUCUGGAUCAUACUGUUCAUCCUCCCAUCAACUUCCCUGCUAUAAAGUAUGCACAACCCACAGUGCAAACAUCACAUACUCCAGUGAGGAUGAAGGCAAUUCUGCAACAGCUGCUCUGUGUGGCUUCCUUUGUAAGUAUCUACUUCAAUAGCUUCUGGCUGACCUGGGGUGGCAAGACCUAGCUACAUCGUAGAGGAUGAGGAGAAUCAUCUUUUGACUUUCCAUAAAGCUAACAGAAUGAAAAACACACAUAAAAAUCCCUGUUGAAAAAACAUCUGCCCAGACAUGAUAUACAAGGCAAAAGUGAUAUUUACUGAUAAUGAAAUACUAAGACAAAUAAUAACGGGGACUAUAUGUGUGCAGAACAAGGGAAAGAAGCUGAAGGAAUACUGUAUGUAGCAAGUAACCAAAGAACAAGUAGUUAAAAUAUUAAAAAUAUAAACUUACACUUCAUCUAAAUGAUAGUGAAGUUGAUACCUGGUGGAUUUCCUUGAGGAGGGAAUCAUACAGAUAGGAUGGUACAGCUGAUCACAUCUUCUCUCUGGCCAGCACCCAUCUCAUCUCAGGUGUUAAGGGCAUACUGAGGAACAUCUCAUCAGGUGACCUUUGCAUCUAGGCAGGAGCUGUUGUCUCUUUGGAGAUUUGAUAUAUGUGAUUUGAUAACUGAGGUGUUCAUAAUCUGAAAGAAGUAGCUGCAACUCUUACUGAGCGAUGUUAGAAACAACAAGCCGGCAUUUCACAAUUUUUUCAAAGGAGAAUUGUGACUGAAGUCACAGAACUCAGCUGGCUAGCAUUUAUUUAUACAUUUAUUAGCAGAUAAAAGCAUUCCUGAUUUCUCUUGAAGCAUGUGCGUUUAUUCGUCCAAUUCUUUUCUUCUUUUUAAACAUCGCAGCCAGGCUCGCUCCUGAAAGAAGCUGACAGGGAGCUCCGAGCUUGCCCAAGGGCUUUCCACCAAGUGCCUCUCACCCCCUCCUUCAUCCGAACUCGGGGGUGAAUUAUGGCAACAGCAGGUGAGGCAGUGUCUUUUCAUUCCCUGAAAAGAUGAAGGGAGGCUGAUGUACUCCCCAUAUCAGCCUCUAAUUACCUCUUGCAAGCUGGACAAGAUGUUAUUAGCAGCCAUCUUUCAAGGCGCCCCUAGUGGCCCCCCCACCAAGGUAACUCUCAAGUAUAAUAUAGUUGUCUAAAACAGCAAAUUGGAUUAUAUUUGUGUUUAACUCUUGCAGUCCUAUUCUGUGAUGUUUACUCAAGAGAUGGGGAGAAAUUAGAUUCAGUUUGCAUUUAAAGGUGCAACUAUCAAAUUCACAUUCACCAUAACACGGCCAUCUUUCAAAAUUUACACUUGUCCAAAUUUUGUGAUGUGGUUCUCCAACUAAUGUUUUUAAAAAUGUGUAUAUUAGGAGAAAGUGUGCAUACAAUGUAUUACUGAAAAUAACAUGCAAAAAUAUUGGGGGAAAUGCUUGAAAAAUGUGUACAUUAGUCAAAACUUCAUACAAAUAUCUGUUUGUUAGGAGCAAUGCUUAAAAAUGAGGAUUUUUUUAAAUUGAAAAUUAAUGAAGCUGUCAACAUUAGGUCCAUUAAUUUCCAUAGGUCUACUCUGAAUAAAUCUUAGUUGAAUACCACCCAAAGUCCUACUGCUCACAAUGACCAGGACAGAAGGUAGGAGAUGGUUUUUCAUUCUUUUUUGCUGCACCAUCUCCAGACUGAUGCAGCUGAGGGACACAAGGAUCACAGGAUCUGUCAAGCACUGGAUCAGGGGAUCUGUAGAUCCAAAAGAUCUGAACCAACAAUGCCCUCUCUUGAAUAUUGUACUUUGGUACUUGCUUCUGGCUGCCACCAGCAGGAGAACCACCAGUGUCCUAUGGGAGAGCCAUCCCAUCUGCUAGGCCAAAACCUGAGUCGCCCACUGUAGUAGAGGCACCAACACCACCACCAACAGUCUCCUCUACUACCAGAGAGUCCACAAUGUACCUUCGUAAUCCUCCCCAGCCAUCAACAUUGGGUGUGUGUUAGGACUACACUGUUACUAAAAUCAAUAAAAACAGUAUUGUUCAAGCAUUCUAUUUUCUGUCACAGUGAGGUAUGGCAUAUUCUUUCUGCAACCCGUAUUUCUCCACACCCUUCAUUUAUUCUACUGAUUACUCCCACUGCUGACACUUGUUCCACUGCCAGGGCUGACUCUCCUAUAAGGCUGGGGGAGGGAGGUAGCUGCCUUGGGUGAUGGAAGCCCAGGAGUUGAUGCUCCUGUGGAGACCCCACCCACCCAACCACUCCACUGCUGGUGGAGAAACAGUAGUGGUGCUGGCUUCCAGAAAGAUCUCAUAAGAUCUUGCCAGAACCCACUGGUGCUGCUGCUUUGUGGGCAACAUGUUUCCAUUUUGCCUCAGGUGGAGAAACAGGGUGUACCACCCCUGCCCACUGCUUUUGGGAUUAUGAAUGGAGCCUGUCAUAUAAAUUUUACGUGGCUCCUUUUGUCCUAGGAUUGCAAACAUUCAUAGGUUAAAGAAAAUAACAAUUGGAGACUGAGAUCCAUGAAAUGUCACAUGUGAGGACAAACCUCUGGUCUCUGUCACCAAAAUUAUACAAAUUAGUAUUAGGAAAAAGAUACUUCUUAAAUUUAGGACUGAGGCGCGCUCAUCCUUGAGGGAAGAUGCUCAGAGGAAAGGUUAAAUUCUCCAUUAUUGUCCUUAAAUCAAAUAGAAUGUGACUCUAGACGUUUGAGUAAAGACAACUCAAGGUGCAACUGCUGAUCAGAUUUGUUCCAGUACUGUAUCCAUUAACGGCAUUUGUAUUUGGAUGCCAGAGAGGAGACUGCAAGAAUGAUUGACAGUACUUCCCCAGUCAUCCUUCACCCUUCCUACUUCCUAUCUACCUUACCAGGUCAUAAUCAAUGGUGGCCAUAUGCGGCAAGUAAUAGGCAUGAGGGAUGCAAGAGGUCAGUGUCUUUGCAGCGUAGAGCUCAAUGAUAUUAUCUUCCCUGUGCAAAAAGUGGAAGCAUUGGAGUCCAACUCCUACAACUUGACUGGAUUGCUACAGAAUCACUUGAACCAGGUAAGCAGCAGCUAUAUCACCAUGGAGUAGUAGUUAAAUGAUGCAAUGUUUGCGGUAUUCAAAUGCCUAUAAUUCCACAGUCAUGGAGGAUGAUAUAUAAAGUGAAAGCCACCACAGAAGUCUACUUGGUUGGAUUAUGACAGGUCCUCAAGGACUACUGUAGUGCGUACGUAUAUUUAUUCAGUUAUACAAAUAUCUAUAUUCUGCUAAUUCAUUAAGAAAUAUCAAAGAGGUUUGCAACAAUACAUAAAACCAUACAAUCAAAACUAAGUAAAAAACUUAUAAUCAGAUUACUAUAGUGGAAAGAUGUAUCCUUAAUUGCCUGCAUAAGCCUGAUGGAAUAGAAAAGUUUUCAGCAGGCAUUUAAAAGCUGAAACAGAAGAUGCCUGUAUCAGCUAUCUCCAAAAUACAAUGAAAAACACCUAUUUAUCUCCCCCAUUAAUCACAACGACAACUUUGGCCAGCAGGAAAUAAUCAAGCAGGCAUGAUAGCUGCUCCCACAGAAGUCUACUUGUGACCAUUGCAGCAGUCAUGUUGGCAACAACGAUGAGCAUAUUGGCGAAGUGGUGUGCACCCUGUCCCAGAAACAUUUUAAAUUAUAAAAAGAGGAGCUAUGCUGGAUCAGGCCAAAGGCCCUUCUAGUCCAGCAUCCUGUUCUCAUUGUGGCCAGCCAGAUGCCUGCGGAAAGCGCACAAGCACGACACAAGUGCGACAGCACUUUUCCCACGUGAUUCCCAGCAACUGCUUCCAACAGUGAUGAGAGAAUGUAAACAUUGUGGCCAGCAGUCACUGGUAGCUUUGUCCUUCAUGAAUUUGUCUCAUCCUUUUUAGAAGCCAUCCAAGUUGGUGACCAUCACUAUCUCUUGUGUUAGCAAAUUCCACCGUUUAACUUUGUGCUGUGUGAAGAAAUGCCUCCUACUGUUUGUCCUUGAUCUUCCAACUUUCAUCUUUGUUGGGUGACCCCGAGUUCUAGAAUGAUGAGAGAGGGAGAAAAAGGUCCCACCCUACUUCCUUUUUUUCUAAACUAAAAAGCCCCCAAACCUUUCCCCACAGUGGAGUUUCUUCAGUUCUCACUAUAUCUUUUCCAUUCCUCAGCUGCCUCAUAGGAGAGACAUAAAGGAUGCAGAGUCCACAAAUAUUCCACAGUACCUUCGCACAAUGUAUUUCAUUUUUGGUACCAGGUCUUGUCUUGUCUUCAUCAUGAAGUAUUGUAAUUUAGAACAGAUGAACAUGAAAACACCCAUAUAUGUACAACAUGCAACAACUUUACUUAAUCUUCUCUAACUGAGCAAGCUCACUGAGGGACUUGCUCUAUAGAUUCCGUUCAUCAUAAAGAUACAGUAACAUAUAUCAUCAGGGGUGCAUGCAAAGGGGGCUGCAGAAUAGGAGAGAGGAGGCGGCAUGGAAAUGGAGUGGUCCGUGUACAAGGGAGAGUUGAAAAAAGGAGGAAGGAGGUGGUAGGGGAAAGGAAGUGACGGUGAUAAUGGUAUGUGUGCAAAGGGGGCCUGCAGAACAGCAGGGAGGAGGAAAUACAGAAAUGAGGGUGGACUGUGUGCAAGAGGAAGUUGCGAAGGAGGAGGGAGGAAAAGGGGGCUUGCAGUAAAAAUGGGC